Molecule: messenger RNA, 828 nt
Organism: Penicillium canariense
Lineage: Eukaryota; Fungi; Ascomycota; Eurotiomycetes; Eurotiales; Aspergillaceae
Product: SWIB/MDM2 domain protein
Exons: 5
Coding region: 1-828 (275 amino acids)
Biological process (GO): transcription initiation at RNA polymerase I promoter; nucleolar large rRNA transcription by RNA polymerase I
Cellular component (GO): RNA polymerase I upstream activating factor complex; nucleus
Molecular function (GO): RNA polymerase I cis-regulatory region sequence-specific DNA binding
Source: RefSeq, a predicted model, not a curated record
AUGUCACUGUCAUCGGAAAAGCGCGAUGAAUAUUCCGGGAUCAUUGACUCAAUCCUUGGCAGGAGUGACCUCAAUACCAUCUCCGAGAAGCGGAUUCGCAAGGGUCUCCAGGACGUCAUUGGCUAUGAUCUCACUCCACAGAAGGCUGAAAUAAAGCAGCUCAUAAUGGAACGAUUCGAUAUCUUCGCGGGCAACAAUGGCGUCGAAUCCCCCGAAGAGAGUACAACGAGCAAUGGCCAUAAACACGCCGAUUCUGCCUCCGCAGUGCCUUCCCCGCCUCCAUCAUCGUCGCCUGUGAAGCGCCAGGCAGAUAGCGAAGAAGCGUCCGAGCCGGCGACUGCCUCGCCGCCCCCCAAAAAGCGAAAGCCCGACACCGAUGUCGACGCCGAUGCCUUGUUCGCAGCCAAAUUGCAAGCGGAGGAGAACUUGCGCGCACGACCCACGAGAGGAGCGAAUACACGUCGUGCCCCUCCAUCCAAGCAGAAGAGCAAGGCCAAGACCGCUAAACGCGUCAAGGCGGAGGAUGACUCGGACAUCGACUCUAGUACAGACACAAAGAAGGAGGUCAAUCGAUCCGGUGGCUUCCAUAAACCACUCAAUCUCUCCGCUCCUCUAUCGGCACUCCUGGGUGGGGAGACUACCCUUUCGCGUCCACAAACUGUAAAAAGGGUGUGGCAGUACAUCCGUGAAAAUGAACUCCAAGAUCCUAGUGAUCGACGCCAAAUCCGUUGUGACAACGCGAUGCGCGCCGUGUUCAAGCAGGACCGGGUCCAUAUGUUCACCAUGACCAAGAUUCUCAAUCAGAAUUUGUACAACCCCGAUGAAUAA